AAGCUGCGAAGUGUGUCUGAGCAUCUGUGCUUUAUCUUGAUUUAUUUUGUGCGUCCGUUAGCAAGAUGGGUCCUAAAAUAACGUCUUCUUUACUUUACACCAUGUUGGCUUUCCGAAGAUUUCAAAACAACACCAUGCUCUCAGAUGGUGGGGGAGGGUUUGGGGACCAGUGUUUGAGCUAGGCCUUGAAAGGGCGUCGUUGACUGAAGACAAGGAAGAACGGGACUUGGAGUGAAGAAGACAGCAAAGGCAGAGUCAGGAGCGAGAGACUGGGUGCAUUUGGGUGAAAGUCGGGGUGCCAGAAUGGCAGAGUGAGGGAGACAACAGGACUAUCUGCUGAGACCCACUUAGAAGGACAAGUUGAAGUCUGUGCAGGAGUGGGCCUGAAGGCAGCUGGAGGGACGUAAGCUGAGUUUGAAUCCAGGCUCUCUGGACACUCACUAAGGGUGUGACGCCACUGGGCCUGUCUGAGCCUCGUUCUCCUCAACUGUUAAAUAGCAACAGAUUCCUCUCGUGAGCAGUCAUUGUGUGGCUGAGAUCUUCCGCUUAAUAUGAGUGAAAUCGCCUUGCCCAGGACCCUGCUGUAGUGCAGAUGCUCCAUCUUGGGUUGAACCAUUCCCCUGCGGAUAGGCACUCAGAUCGUCUCUCAUCAUUUGCCACUUGCAAACCUGCUGCCGCAGACCUCCUUGCUCAUGGCUCUUCUUGUGAUCGUGGUGGUUGUUGCCAAAGUCUAGCUUCCCAACAGAAUGCAUUAGAUCUAAGUGAUCUAGAAGGGUGUCCACUAUAUAGUAGAGAUUUUGAAAGAAAUGAGGAAAGGAAGUAUCAGAACAGUGUCCUACAUGUGCCUGGUACAGGCAGAGCCUCAGAGAAAGAAUAGAUGGUCCCCGUAACACCAAACGGUCAGCAAAGGUCACCUUCCCAGUGUGAGGGCUUGGGUAUGCAAUGAUCCAAACAGUUGGCCCUUCCUGUAUGCCUCAGAGCCCUUGGUUUACUGCAAUAAACAAUGUCAUCGCUUUUAAAGUUUGAAAGGAAGGUUCAAGAAAGUGUUUUUUAUAUUAGCUGUGAUGGUAACAACGAUGUUGAUCACAAAGACAGUGAUCUUGGGGUCGUGACCCCAAGGGCCAUCACGCUCUAGGGCCAUCAUUCUACCCCCAAAGCUCCACAUGAAAGCUCCUGCCUUCAGGAAGGUCACUGGAAACUUCUGGGACUUAGGCUAUAAAACAGAAACACAACCGAAGUGGUUGUUCUUUGAAGCUCCAGGAGCUCCAUGAAGAAAGGAAUCAGCGCUUUCUUUGUGGUGGUUGUGGCCAUGGCCCCAGCCCCUCAAAAAACAUUGGGCAUGUUGUAGGUUAUGAAAGAAAUAUUUGCUGAAAAGAGCAGAGAGAGGGAGGUGACAGAAGGGAGGAGGGAGGGAGGGAAAGAAGAAUUAAUUUUUAAUUAUAUAAGAGGCCAGUUUAUUCAGAUUUGAAAGUCUUCAAACGUUAACUAAAACAUCAGUUCAAAAUACCUAAUCCAGGCUAUUAAGGAAACUCAGAGGAAAUUUUGAUCAGAAAUAGGGGUUCUCAAAAAAAAAAACAAAAAACAGUCUUGCUGCUACCCCCUCCAAAGUUAAUUAAGUGUGGCGGUAACAGCCGUACUGUUUGGGCUAUUUAUGUAAUGAAAAGAUCUUCUAAAAAUAAUACUUAGAGGCCCAGACUACUAGGCUAGGUGGCUGAGCCAGCUGGAAUGGCAGAAGGUGACCAGGAGCUGUGAUCCUGCACUGACAUAGCCGUUGCGAUUAAAUGAUGCCUCUCUUAUUCAGAUUGCAAAACCACUCCAGGCCAAGAGACUGAGGCUUCGUUUGUGUCAGAUGGCGUUGAGCUCCUUCCUGAGAGGAGUUCCGCUGUUAACUUGAUUCUCUGCACACUCCCAGAUCCCAGGAGACUGCUGCUGCUGGCUGUUCUCCGGAAAACCAGGAUCCGCUUGAAAGAAAGGGCCCAGGAAUCAAGCAGGGCCUUAGCUUGUUUUGCAUGGAUCAGAAUCAUAGACUAUCACCAAUAAGAAGGAAUUUAACCUGAUAUUUAACCGAAAGAAGCAUGGCGUGCCCAGGUAUUCAUUCCACUGAAGUGAUGUUUGAUGUGGGACCAGAGGUGGAAAGGAAGGAGGAAUGGAGGGAGGAAGGAAGAAACUAGAAACCACCAGAAUACCUGUGAUAGAGUGAUGACAGACAAACCACGGCCAGCCACCCCACAGACUGUUACGCAGCCAUUUGAAAGACUGAGUGAGGUCUGCACCCGCUGACCUGGAAAGUGAGCUUUAGAGAGAUGUCCAGAGAACGGGUGGGGCUGCAGUUGGCAGACUGGGACGGCAGGCUAGAUCUGGUCCUCUCUUUGGUUUUGUGCCUCACGUGAACUAAGAAUAGCAAUUUUACAUUUUUUGCAUUUUGCAAAAAUUUUGCAUUUGCAAAAUUUUACAUUUUGCUUUAAAGAGUUUGAGAAAAAUUCAAGAGAAGAAGAUUUUACCACACAUGAAAACGAUGUGACAUUCACAUUUCAGUGUCCACAGUAACGUCCAGGAUCACUCAUCUGCGCAUUGUCUGUGGAGGUGCCCUCACACGGAACAGUUAAGUCAGUCGCGGCAGAGAGCUUGCAGGACACAAAGCAGACACAAAGCCCACUGGCUGGCCCUCUCCGGAAAAAGCUGGUUGGCUUCUUGUUCAGAGCGUGGUGAUGUUUCAUAAAGAAAGAGUGUAGAACGCUGCUCUCAGCACUUGGCAGAGUCAGUGUAUUAACACUGGCUACUUUUUUCAUUCAUUUUAUCAUUUAUCCAUCUAGGCGUAAUGCCUUCUGGUGGAGCCAGGCCCUGGGAACCAGCAGUGACUGAGCAGAUGCAGCGCCCGUUUUCUCAGAGCGUAGAGUCUGAGUCUAGAAUCUCUAAUGUAAACAGUAUGAACGUGAGCCCGUCCUACUGUGUCCCGUGUGAUGACUUGGUGGUCAGCCCCUCGCGUGCCGUGUCCCUUCCUCCUCUCACUCUGUAUCCUGAUUGCCCUGGUCCCUUCUAAGGAGAGAUGCCGGCCUGGCCUCCGGGUGUCUUGGAGUGAGGUCAAGGUCUAGAACUGUUCAUUUUGAAUUGGGUCAUACAUACUGUCGGUCUGGUUUCAACAUGCUCAAAACUCCAUCUUUGUGUUUCUAGCUCACGCUUUCCAGGGGACCCUAGAGGGCGAGGCAGCUGUGCCGGACCCCCAUCACCUGGAUGGGGGCAGCCGUCCACCAUGGAGAAGGCUGCAGCCAUAGCUCCACAUGAAACCUCCCCAAUAAAACCAAAGCCACCUCCAGACUCACGCCCCAGUGCCUCAGUCUUCACGCAAAAGCUGGAGAGUGGAGAUGUGUUCAGUCCUGGGAGGAAGUCGGCUCUGUCGGAGGCGAUUUGAGGACUGCGGUUUGAACCAGGAACCUCACUUGGAGAACUAGAUGUCCCUCAUCUUCCUUCCCACUCAUGCCCCCCACCUUCUUGGAGAUCAUUUUAUUUAUUUCUACAAAAAACAGCACUAGCUUGGUCCCUGGAGCCUCCCCACAUUUGGAUACUUCUCUCGGCUCUGCUGGGCAGCCUGGAACCCAGCGGUGGACAUAAUUGACCUGCUGGGGAGCUGGAAGAGGAGCAACCGUGGGCCUUGGGUGGGGGCAGGGGGCCACAGGGGCAGGAGCUGUAGGGACCCAGGAUGGCGUCCAAUGGCACGGCCUCUUCCUCUUGCCUGGACCCUGCCGCGUUCAAGGUCACCGUCACCGUAGUCCUCACCCUCCUCAUCCUCAUCACCAUCGCCGGCAAUGUGGUCGUCUGCCUGGCAGUGGGCUUGAACCGCCGGCUCCGCAGCCUGACGAACUGCUUCAUUGUGUCCCUGGCCAUUACUGACCUGCUGCUCGGCCUCCUGGUGCUGCCCUUCUCUGCCUUCCACCAGCUGUCCUGCCAGUGGAGCUUCGGCAAGGUCUUCUGUGACAUCUAUACCAGCCUGGAUGUCAUGCUCUGCACGGCCUCCAUCCUCAACCUUUUCAUGAUCAGCCUUGACAGGUACUGCGCCGUCACGGACCCCCUGCGCUACCCCGUGCUGGUCACCCCGGUCCGGGUCGCCGUCUCCCUGGUCUUAAUCUGGGUCAUCUCCAUCACCCUGUCCUUCCUGUCCAUCCACCUGGAAUGGAACAGCAGGCCUGAGAACAACAGUGACAGUCACACCACCCCCAAGUGCAAAGUCCAGGUCAACUUGGUGUACGGUCUGGUGGACGGGCUGGUCACCUUCUACCUGCCGCUGCUCAUCAUGUGCAUCACGUACUACCGCAUCUUCAGGAUCGCCCGGGAACAGGCCAGGAGGAUUCACAACGUCGGCCCGUGGAGGGCGGCCACGCUCAGGGAGCACAAAGCCACGGUGACACUGGCUGCCGUCAUGGGGGCCUUCAUCGUCUGCUGGUUCCCCUACUUCACCGUGUUCGUUUACCGGGGGCUGCAAGGGGACAGCGCUGUCGACAAGACCGUGGAAGACGUGGUCCUGUGGCUCGGCUAUGCCAACUCGGCCCUGAACCCCGUGCUGUACGCCGCGCUCAACAGAGACUUCCGCACGGCCUACCAGGAGCUCUUCCGCUGCGGCCCUGCCAGCCACGAGGCGCGCAGAACUUCUCUGGGGUCCAACAGCUCUCAGCUGGUGAGGCAUGCGAGCCAGGGACCCAGCUGGCCGGAAGAGAGGCCGCUGAGGCUCCAGGUGUGGAGUGGGACUGAGGUCGCGGCCCCCCAGGGAGCCACAGACAGAAGUUUGCUGACCCUGUUCUCAGCUAGACAGAAGAGUUACCUAAUGAAUUCCUGCCGGUAUUGGCUGAGCACCAGCUAAACCACAGAUCUCUGAGAAUGAGUGCUACUAUUGUAUGGCCCCCGAGAUCCUGUCAGAGAGUAAUGCAGCAAAUUCUAAGCUGUAGGGCUUCACUCCAAGUUAAAGUUUCUCAAAUAAUUGUAUGUGGGAUGAUUUCCCAAGGGCAUGGAGGAGCCUUCCAUGACGUUGCAGUGCAUCAUGAGAAAGCGCUGCUGUUUCCCAUUUUCUGUAACACCUUAUUGCAUCAAGGAGGAGGUUUCAGCUUGGUCCUGGUAAGUCUUUCCCUCUUUCCUCACUCCUGGUCACGUCUUCAUAAGAGAAACAGACCAGAACUUGCGCUCAGUACCUCUAUCGGGUGAGGCAUCUCCCUAGAAUAGAUGCGAGUGCUGUCUCUACUGUGUGUCUUCUGAUGAUUUAACUUUCCAUUUCUG
Dama dama (fallow deer) is the source of this 5262-nucleotide messenger RNA. RefSeq names its product histamine receptor H2 (gene HRH2). Gene Ontology annotation, biological process: gastric acid secretion; positive regulation of vasoconstriction; G protein-coupled receptor signaling pathway, coupled to cyclic nucleotide second messenger. The record is from RefSeq and is a predicted model, not a curated record. Lineage: Eukaryota; Metazoa; Chordata; Mammalia; Artiodactyla; Cervidae. Bases 3698 to 4852 code for a protein of 384 amino acids. The transcript is spliced from 2 exons. Gene Ontology annotation, cellular component: membrane; dendrite. Gene Ontology annotation, molecular function: histamine receptor activity; neurotransmitter receptor activity; G protein-coupled serotonin receptor activity.